This is a messenger RNA of Propithecus coquereli (Coquerel's sifaka), 1626 nucleotides long. It is a transcript of the gene FAM124A, whose product is annotated as family with sequence similarity 124A. The transcript is spliced from 4 exons. The record is from RefSeq and is a predicted model, not a curated record. Bases 1 to 1626 code for a protein of 541 amino acids. Lineage: Eukaryota; Metazoa; Chordata; Mammalia; Primates; Indriidae.
AUGGACCCGAAGGCUGGCGGCGGCGGCGAGGAGGAGGACUGCGUGGACUCGGGCGCUGAGACCGGAGGGUCUGACUACAGCCACCUGUCCUCUACCAGCAGUGAGCUUUCCGUGGAAGAGGCGCAGGACCCAUUCCUGGUCAGCAUCCACAUAAUCGCAGACCCAGGCGAGUCCCAACCCCUGCAGGAGGCCAUCGACAAGGUCCUGGCGUGGAUCCACCCGGACCUGCCGCUGUUCCGGGUGUCGGAGAGGCGCGCCUGCCGACGGCGGCGGAAGGCCCCCAAGGGCGCGCAGCCGGCGCUGGCGGUGGUGCUGUUCUUGCAGGAGGAGUAUGGCGAGGAGCAGAUCCUGCAGCUGCACCGCACGCUGCAGCGGCCGCCCUGGCGCCACCACCACACCGAGCGCGUGCAGGGCCGCUUCCUGCCCUACCUGCCCUGCAGCCAGGACUUCUUCACGCUGGCCCCCGGGACGCCGCUGUGGGCCAUCCGGCCCGUGCACUACGGCAAGGAGAUCGUGCGCUUCACCAUCUACUGCAGCCACGACAACUACGCCGACAGCCAGCGGUUCUACGAGCUGAUUCUCCGGCGGACCCCCAGCCAGAGGAAAACGGACUUCUGCAUCUUCCCCGUUUUCUCUAAUCUGGACGUGGACAUCCAGUUCUCCCUGAAAAGACUGCCCUGUGACCAGAGCCCGAUCCCCACCGACUCCUCCGUGCUGGAGUUCCGAGUAAGGGACAUCGGCGAGCUCGUGCCCCUCCUGCCCAACCCCUGCAGCCCCAUCAGUGAGGGGCGCUGGCAGACGGAGGACCACGACGGGAACAAGAUCCUUCUGCAGGCACAAAGGGUGCACAAGAAGGUUCCCAAACCCGGCAGAGCGCACCACUCCUCCGGGAAGAGACCUCAUUCCAUUCCUUCACCGUGCGCCACUGCAGCGAGCCGUACGUCUGGCGGCAGCCACCAGCCCCCGCUCAACAGUCCACACCCGGGGCCCGGCUGGACAGGCCUGCCUCCUGGGCACCAGCAGGAAUUUGCCAGACAAGCUAGUAGCACCCCUAGCCCUCCCUGGUCUUUCCAGAGAAGCAAGUCCUUGUUUUGUUUGCCCACAGGUGGCCCCUCCCCAGCCUCCGCAGCUGAACCUCGGUGGUUUGCAAACACAGGUGCCCCAGAGCACAGGGCAGCGGAGCGGAGGCACGGCCCCCUCCUCUCCAUAGAUGACCUAGAGGGGGCCCAAGAGACAGAUGUGGACACAGGCCUGCGGCUGUCCUCUUCAGACCUGUCCGUGGUCUCUGCAUAUUCUGCCCCCAGUAGGUUCUGCAGCACAGUGGAAACACCCCUCCCCUCCGACAGAUGCAGCAGCCGCUGGUCCACACACAAGGAUUCCAGAGACGGACCACUGCCUGCUGUCAGCGGGGUGACCGCAGACGCCUCCUGGGCUUCCCUCCCUUUCUCCAGCAAAGGGUCUUCCAGCUCCUCGGGGACAGCUGGCGCUGCUCCCCCAUCUCCCAGCGCCUCCUCCCGGCAACUCCCUUCUGAUGCUCCCAAAGGGGAGUGGACUGGCAGAGACGUGCCACUACCCCCAGGAUCUGCUGGUCCUGGGGACAAUGACAUGGAGGAAUUUUACAUCUGA